UGCGCGAGCGCCGGCCGCUGUCGGGUGUGUGUGUGUGUGGAGGUGUGCGCCGGUGUGUGCCGGCCGGACCGAUAAGAUAGCGUGGGUGUCCGGCGCCCGGGACGAGCCGGUCAGAGGUGGUGCGGCGCGUGCCGAGGGUGGAACCUACCGACUCCGGCACAGUGGACGCCCGGAGUGGUGCCGUGCACCCGGCCGGUAUGCCGGCGAAACAUGACACAUCCGCAACACAACUCACUUCCCGCGCCCGUCAAGGUGGAUGGAAACUGGGUCAUAAAUAAACGCCAAGGCGCGACAGACAAGUUUCACAAUGUAAGGGUGCUAGAAUACAAUAAGCAAAAGGGGUUCGGGGAAGGCACGUUGAAGGGCAUGUAACAACAUGCGUCGAAAGGCUCGUUGCAGGGAUGUUUAACGUCGUGGCGGUGGAGAUGACGCCGCUUGAGGGCGGCCUGGCGCUGGUGCGGCACCUGCGCGACCUGACGCUCGGUGACGUCACGCUGCUGCGCCGCGUCAUGACGCGCAAUGCCAGCUGCCCGGCCGCCUGUUCGCACGGCGAGUGCCACAACGGCUCGUGCCUCUGCGAGAUCCAGUUUGAGGGCACUCUCUGCGACACACCCAACCUGCCGUACUACAUCUCGUUCGCCGCCUUCUUCUUCCUGCUGGGCGCCGUGUGUCUGGCGCAGCUAGUGCUGUGUGUGCGCGCCGAGUUCGCGCGCAUGAAGACGCCCUCGCUGCUUCGCGCCUGCCGCGUCACCACGCAGAAGGCGCUCUACCUGCUCAUCUUCGCCGCCGCCGUGCUGCGCGGCAUGUACUUCGCCGCCCCGGAGUACAUGGGCGAGGAGUGGACGGCCGGCCUGCUGAGCGCCUACUAUGCUGUGCUGCUGACCGGCUCGUCUCUGAUCGUCUGCUUCUGGGCCGAGAUCUUCCACCUGACGGACAUCCGGUGGGACCGGCCGCGCUUCCUCAGCAAGUCGCUGCUCGGCUUCCUCGCCUUCAACGUCAUCACGUACAGCCUGCUGGUGGCCGAGAUCAUCCUGACCGUCAACGAGACGGAGAGUCAGAAGGACUUCUUCAUCCACGUCUUCAACGGCUGCUACGCGGUGCUGCUCUUCAUCGUGGUCGUCUUCUUCCUCAUCUACGGCGUCGAGGUGUACUUCAAGGUGCAUGGCGGUUUCAUGGGUGAGAAGGUGCGCCUGGGCUGCGGUCGGCUGGCUGGCGCCGACUCGGCGCCCGCCUUAGCCAUCUCUACCUCCGCCACCUGGAGCCAGGAGGUACGCGGCAAGUUCGUGACUACCAACGGCCAGAACGUGAACACGUCACAGCUGCACCAGUCGCGGUUCGGCCUGAUCUCGCAGGCGAUCAUGCUCAUGAUAACGGUCUGCUUCCUCUUCAGCGACAUCCUCGGCGAGUUCUGGAGAUACAAGGUGACGCUGGCCAGCCGCAACGUGCACGACCUGGUGUUCCGCAUCGUGGAGCUGGGCGUGGCGCUGUGGUUCCCCUGCGUUCUGUGGAACUCGAUACGGCCGGAGCAGCUGUGGAUCCUGAACCCCAAGCAGAUCCUGCGCAAGCUGGAGAUCGAGCCGGCCGGCUCGCCGAUCGACCGGGACGAGGAGCGCAAGCUCAACGACGCACAGGGCGGCUGCAGCACCGAGUCGCUGCUGGAGUGCUGGAUCUGCUACGACAACGACACGGAGGCGAGCGGGCCGCUGAUCCAGCCGUGCGAGUGUCGCGGCAGCACCAGCGUCGUCCACCACGAAUGUCUCAAGAAGUGGCUCAUGGAGUGCAGCGAGACGACGCUGGGCCAGCUGCGCUGCAAGGUGUGCGGUUCGGCGUACCGUCUGGAGCAGGGCGGCCGCGCCUGGCUGGGACGCGGCUUCACCGUGCGCCACUGGCUGCAGACGGCCGUGCUGGUGACGGUCAUGUGCGGCGCCGCCGCCGGCUGCUGGGCCGUCAUGCGCUUCUACCUGGACGCCUGGAUCCGCACGGCCGCCGUCGGCUGCGUCAUCAUCGUGUACUACGUCUGCCUGAGGUUCCUGGGCCUGAACUGCCUGACGGCCUCGCAGCGCGCCCAGGUAUCGGCGGUGAAGAUCCUUGGCCGGCGGCUGUCAUCACUGAGCCCGGGCGCCUCGCCGCUGCGGCGGCAGCCCAAGCCCAGCGUCGCCGUCGUCGCCGACGACCAGCGCGUCGACGUCCUGCUGACGGCCGUCUCCGCCGACGACGUGACGCGGCUGGACGAGACGCGCAUCUGAGGCGCCGUGCGCGGCGCGGAGCGGCGCGAGAUGCCGGCGCCGGCGGCAGCGGGCCGCAGCGGCGUUGCCGGACGUGUGCGCGGCGCGCGGCCGCCGCGUGGCCGCCGCAGCCACGUGGACGGACCGGCCGAUUGCCAGCUUUAAUUGGCGGCCGUGUCUAUUUCCGAGCAGCGGAUUGGUCGUCCGGGCGUGGACGUGAGACUCGGCGUCGGCCGCCCGGGUCGGCUCGCCGCGGGCGGAGCGGCGCCGGCCGGGCCUGCCGGGACGUCGGGAAGGCCGCGCGGUAUUAGUUGCGGACAGCGUGACCUCGGAGGAAGUGUCGGGGGCGGUUCCAACGGCGGCGUAGCCUCUGCGAGGGCGGCGUCGGACACCGCUGCGGUGGUAGGGUAGAAGUCUGUCGCCUUGCGUUGUAAAUCCGCCAUUUUUUCUCGUUUUAGGGAAGCCUCCUUUGGUUUGUAGCGGAUUUGUUACCGGUGAGGUGUACGGCUCGUGCGUGAUAUACUUCCGCCUGCUUAGCGUAGCUAUUCAAUGAUUGAUGAAUAUUCUGUGAUCAAAGCAGAUUUACUUCGCUAUUAUCUUCGUAUGUGGCUCUUCCUUCCGCAUGUUAAAUUAUUUUGUGAUGCGUGCGGAAAGGAUGGAAACCUCUGUGAUGUCGGAUACGACAGGAGUCGUUCGUGUGCUGUAUUGGUUUCGUCUUUCAAUCCGUCGCCUCUGUUGGUGUAAUGCCUGAAAUCCGGAUGUUAUCCCUUCGCACUACUUGGGUGCCUGAUUGCGUGAUCCUAUCUGGGUUAAACCCAGAAAUACACGUUAGAUGAAUGCG
Molecule: messenger RNA, 3066 nt
Organism: Pollicipes pollicipes
Lineage: Eukaryota; Metazoa; Arthropoda; Thecostraca; Pollicipedomorpha; Pollicipedidae
Exons: 14
Coding region: 402-2246 (614 amino acids)
Molecular function (GO): zinc ion binding
Source: RefSeq, a predicted model, not a curated record